Quercus robur (English oak) is the source of this 1924-nucleotide messenger RNA. RefSeq lists its product as uncharacterized. Bases 179 to 1573 code for a protein of 464 amino acids. The record is from RefSeq and is a predicted model, not a curated record. The transcript has 12 exons. NCBI's taxonomy places the organism in Eukaryota, Viridiplantae, Streptophyta, Magnoliopsida, Fagales, Fagaceae.
UUUAUUAUUUGGCAGCACAUACCCAAUUCAGUAAAGACACGAAACAGAGAGGUCCCCAUCUCUUCAGUCUUCCCUUAUCUGAGUGACUGAUGAACAAAGCAGACUACAUAUUACGCACCAACAACGACAGCACUCAUCAUCGUAUGCUAUUUCUAUCUCUCUGAUCUCUCUCCCUCUCAUGGCGAUCGCAGCAGCUUCUUCACUCCCCUUAGGUCCUCAUUGUCAUUUAUGUCAUGCAGAAGGGGUAUGUUGCUCAACAUCCCAUGGGAUAACAAACAGCUGGUUGAGACCUUCUUUUGAUGUUGGAAGAGUUCCUGAUCCUGUUGGCUUAAGUUUUAGAUGCAAAAAUCCAUUUUUGGGAUCAACACAAUUCCAUUGGCUCUCUAUGGGACAUGAUCUUUGCCUUUCAAAAGUUUCAGUCGCUGCAGACUAUCCAGAUUCUGUACCUGAUUCUUCUAGUUACAUGAGUAACCAAGCUUAUCAUCCUCUUGAAGAAGUUAAAGAUUCCAGAAGAAUCCGGGAAACUAAACUUACUUCUGCUGAAAUAGCAAGGAGCACAGUUGAGGCUAACAGCUGUGCUUGGCUGGUAUUUCCUGGAACGGUACAUUGUGAACCACACGAACAAAUUUCAUGGGGUGAAUUUCAAUAUGUUAUCGAUGACUAUGGAGAUAUAUUUUUUGAAAUUUUUGAUGAUACAAACAUCUUAGAAGACUGUGGAGCAAGUAACCCUGUGAAUGCUUUGUUUGGAAUGGAGAUCCCAAUAUAUGAAUACAGAAGGAACACUGGUGAAUUCAACAUUUCUGAAAGUGGCAAUAGCAAUGAGACCCUUUUUGAAGAUGAUUAUUUUGAGGUUGUAGGUUCUGAAUUGUCUGAGGUUUCAGUGGACUGGGGAAUGCCAGAUACUUCUACCUUGGUUCACCCUAUUUAUUUUUCUAAAUGCUUGACAAAGGCUGCUAAUAUGGAAUACAAUAAAACAAUGGAUUAUCCAUCAAAUGGUGUUUCUAUUGUGGGCUGCCUCAGACCUGCUUUUGCUGACGAAGAAUCAUAUAUAAGAACGCUUUUUCAUUGUGUAGAUAGUGAUGGAUACAACUCAGACUGGAAAGAUGGAGAAAUCUUAAGCUUGAAUUCCGAAAGUGAUCAAGCAAACACUGGCCCAACGCUGUACAGGUUGGAGAUUAUGAGAAUAGAGCUAUUCUCUGUUUAUGGCAUCCAGUCUGAAAUUAGCUUGCAAGAUUUUCAAGAUGCUGAGCCUGAUGUUCUUGUACACUCUACACCAGCAAUUGUAGAGCGGUUCAGUGAGAAGGGUAUUAGUUGCGAUGUUGCUCUUAAAGUACUUUGCAAAAAGAAGGGCCUUGAUAUUGAGGGAGCUCAUUUGAUUGGGGUUGACAGUCUGGGCAUGGAUGUUAGGGUUUUCUCUGGGGUGGAAGUACAAACACAUCGUUUUCCUUUCAAAGUCCGGGCAACGUCCGAAGCCGCAGCUGAAAAGCAGAUUCAGCAACUCUUGUUCCCACGGGCUCGCCGCAAGAAAUUAAGAACUCUUGGGGUUGGAGUUCGGGAUGUGGAUCCUUUUUAAUUCUUCCAUUGUGCUCUCUUGAGGAUUGGUUUCGAGAUUACCUCAGGCUUAACUUAUUUAGAAGGGGUCACUCUCUCUCUCUCUCACAAACACACACACACACACACACUGCUUUCAACUCAUUGCUUAUGCCUUGACCAGUGAUAACUUUAUGUUCUUUUAGUUCCUUGUACUAAUGUUUUUGUAUGUUAAUUUGAUAAUGUACAGAAGAACGGUUGAGUUUGUUUCUAAUACUGGCCAGUGUAUCCAUAGAAUAAAUGGCUGGCUGAACUGCAGCCGUUUUUUUGGUCCAAUUCUCUCUAAAGUUGAAAUUAAUAUGUAUAUAUGGAAAGCUUGACCAUCUGAUAGCAA